Messenger RNA from Aptenodytes forsteri (emperor penguin), 2320 nucleotides. RefSeq names its product cytokine receptor common subunit beta-like. Lineage: Eukaryota; Metazoa; Chordata; Aves; Sphenisciformes; Spheniscidae. The record is from RefSeq and is a predicted model, not a curated record. Gene Ontology annotation, molecular function: protein binding; cytokine receptor activity. Gene Ontology annotation, cellular component: external side of plasma membrane. Gene Ontology annotation, biological process: cytokine-mediated signaling pathway; immunoglobulin mediated immune response.
UGCGCAAAAGACAGUAUGAUCAUGAAAGAGAUUUUCAUCCUUCUGCUGAAUCUGUAUUUAGUCUUCAGCGUCCAAGCCAUUCGAGAGAGUAUCCCUAUGAAGACCUUGAGCUGCUACAAUGACUACAACUCACAGACGACCUGCACGUGGAUGGAGCAUUCAGAGGCUCAUGCCCUCGUUGGUAUGAUUCUUUAUCAAAGGGAUAAUAUUAUAACGGAGAACAAGGAGCUGCUUUGCAAACACCAGACAGAAAACGACUUACAUGAGGCUCCAGACUCCUAUGUGCACUGGGUUUGUCGCAACACUGAGAACAAUUUUGGAAUAGGGGUAUAUGAUACUUACAGCUUCAAACCUAACAAGAUGCUUCAAGCAGAACUAAAUGUUGAUCUUUUCCAAAAUGUUCAGACCCUCCCACCUCAAAACCUCUCAGUCAGCUUGAUGACAUCAGGAGACUUCUUGCUGACCUGGAAAGCAGCUGAUGGAAGCCAAGGGCUGGGCAAUGCACUGGAGUAUGAAGUCACUUACAAGCGGGAGUGGGAGUCCUGGGAGGUGCUGCCGCCUGCAAAUGUGUCAGUAACAGUGACAGAGAGCCAAGAGUAUGAACUGAGGUGGAUAAAACACACUUUUCAGUAUGGCUUCAUAAAACAGAGAUACCAAGUCGAGUACUGGAAAAACAACCAAUACGGAAAGACUCUCCAGAAGUUAAAUAUCAGCAAUGAUGAACCUCCGUUCAUCUUCACCCUGCAGAUGUUGGCAUCAUCUACAGAAUAUACGGGGAAAAUGCGUGCAAGGGUGAAUACGCCUCCGGAUUAUGAGGGGCCUUGGAGUGAGUGGAGUGAGGAGUUCAGCUGGAAGACUGAGAAUGUUCUGCCACCAGUGGUUCUCCCAGUGAUGCUCCCAGUUCUCAUCAUCGCUUUGCUAAUAGUUGCUUAUUGCAGCUAUAAGUAUUUCCUCAGGAAGAAGCAAAUGUGGGAGGAAAAGAUUCCGAACCCCAGCAAGAGUCUCCUGAUCCAGAGCUACCUAGGGAAAGUACAUUUAGGAAACUGGCCAACAAGCAGCCAGCUGGACUUCAACAACUACAACCUUUCAGAGAAGAUGGAGCAGGCUAGCUUCCUUCAAGUUGUGGACAGGCAGAUGAAGACUUUGGCAGAGUCUCCUGAAGGGCAGGCUAAAAAGGCAGAUGUUUCCCCUUUUGCACUGGACCUACAGAACUCAUACCAUGCUUUAAAUGAGCCAGAGCAUGCCCCAGUUGCCUGCGCAAGUCAGAUUGCUGGCCAUUCCUUUCAUGUUUCAAGGAGAAACAGUGCUGAUGCAAGUAUUGCUUCCAAGAGAGCAAUCCCUUGCUUUGCUUUCAAUGGUCCAUACUUGUACAGCCCAAUGGUGUCCUCCCAGCCUGAUAUGCAUCGGACCCUGGCAGUGGACCCAGUGGGAGUCUGUGAGAAAUCAGUUUCCCUUCAGCAUGUGACCCUCCCAAAGGAAGACUGUCCCCAGGCUCCACAGGGGCAAGGACAGCCAGGAGCAGGUCCUCCACAGCCCUUCCUGCUCCCAGAGCAGAAGGAUAUGAUGCAGCACCUCGACAAUGAGAAAGAAGUCUCACCGGCCCCACCAGCCUGUGGGAAAGGCACGAAUGUGAGAACAGAAGAGCAGAAAUCUCCAAAGGCUCUUAGCUGUAUCACAUCUCCUCAGCAGUGCUCCUUGGAGUACGUCACCACAGAGAGCCUGUUACUGCCAUCAGCUGUCGACUCCCCCCAUCCGCCACUUGUCACUGCUGCGGAGUUGCCUUGUGACUCACAGGACCCCCAUGACCACUCUUGCCAUGAGUUUUCUCCUGGGAAAACUGGUGUCAUGGUCUCAGUUUCACAUCAAGCACCAACCUCGUCUCCUGAAUUGCACCUGGAUACAUUUGGAGACUAUAUUACUGUCCCUUUAGGUCUCCAUGGACAUUCAGAACGCACAAAGAUUUCUUUGCCUGUCUUACAGAAGGGAAACGAUCUUCCUAGAAAGCAGGCUUUGUCAAAGUGUAACUUGGUGGUGUUAAACCCUGACAGCAGUGAGCCAGUUUUCCUUUGCCAGGUUGGUGACUAUUGCUUCCACAGCCUAAAAUCCAGUAUGAAGACGGAUGUUAGUCAGGAAGACCACCAAGUCAAGAAACCUUCUGAAGGCAAGACAACACCUGGGAAGCCUGUAUCUGAUGACGAAUCCAUCACUGGCAAGGAAAAGGAUGUAUCAAAAAUGCAGGCUAUUCAGCUUUUCAAAAACCUGAAAUCAGAUGAUUACUUUUCCUGGCAGCAACCUUUGAGGAUCACAGAAAUCUGUUAAA